AUGAGUGUCGAGCUAACCUUUCAUCCUUUUCUUACCAGAGUUGGCCUUGCCAAGGAAUGCGUUCCCGCGUUCGAGGAACUUAAGCUCGGGAAGAAGAUCAAAUACAUCAUCUUCAAGCUUAGCGACGACAAGAAGAACAUCGAGGUCGAGAAGAGCUCGACCGAGUGCGACUAUGAAACAUUCAUCGGUGAUCUUCCGGAAACCGAGUGCCGAUACGCAAUCUACGACUUUGAGUACGACUUAGAAGGUGGUGAAGGAACGAGGAACAAGAUCUGUUUCUACACUUGGUCUCCUGAUGAUGCCCCGGUCAGGUCCAAGAUGGUCUACGCUUCCUCCAAGGAAGCUCUCCGCCGGUCUCUGCAAGGGAUCCACGCUGAAAUUCAAGGAACCGAUUAUAGCGAGGUAUCACACGAAACUGUCUUGAUGAGAUUCGUCGGGAAAUAA
Messenger RNA from Morchella sextelata, 444 nucleotides. RefSeq lists its product as uncharacterized. The record is from RefSeq and is a predicted model, not a curated record. Gene Ontology annotation, biological process: cell motility; actin filament depolymerization; actin filament severing. The transcript has 3 exons. Gene Ontology annotation, molecular function: actin filament binding. Lineage: Eukaryota; Fungi; Ascomycota; Pezizomycetes; Pezizales; Morchellaceae. Gene Ontology annotation, cellular component: cytoplasm; actin cortical patch; actin cytoskeleton. Bases 1 to 444 code for a protein of 147 amino acids.